This is a messenger RNA of Lodderomyces oxycetoniae, 1095 nucleotides long. Its product is annotated as peptidylprolyl isomerase. The record is from RefSeq and is a predicted model, not a curated record. Gene Ontology annotation, molecular function: protein tyrosine phosphatase activator activity; peptidyl-prolyl cis-trans isomerase activity. Gene Ontology annotation, cellular component: nucleus; cytoplasm; protein phosphatase type 2A complex. The transcript has a single exon. Gene Ontology annotation, biological process: mitotic spindle organization. The coding region runs from base 1 to 1095 and encodes 364 amino acids. NCBI's taxonomy places the organism in Eukaryota, Fungi, Ascomycota, Pichiomycetes, Serinales, Debaryomycetaceae.
AUGAUAGUUACACAGGAGGAUUUGCAAGAGUGGAUUGAGAGUAAGGGGUAUAAUGAGGUUGUUGAGUUUAUAUGUGAGCUUCAGGAGUCAGUAGUUGGCAAGGACAACAGUGCUGGGAGAGAAACGGCGACAACAAGGGUGUUGGAGGAGAUGCUCGAUAGGGUGAAUGAGAUUAUUGAUAGGCACCGAGCUGAGUCUACCGGGAACUCUCGAUUUGGCAAGAUCGAGUUUCGGGACUUCUACAAGGAGUUGGAGGAAAAGAGCCAAGAGUUGGUAGAGGAUGUGAGGGGAAAGAAAGGGGAAGAAGAUGAAGAGGAGGGGAGGAAGAGUGAGACUAGAGAAUUAGCAGUGUAUCUCCAACAUUCAUUUGGCGAUGCUAAUAGGAUCGACUAUGGGUCAGGACAUGAACUAAACUUUAUAUGUUUUCUACUAUGUCUAAAAAAGAUAGGUGUGAUAGAGCGUCAUGAGUAUACUGGGAUAGUUCUUCUUGUAUUCACAAAGUACAUUUCAGUGAUGAGGCGGUUGCAAAAGGAGUACUGGCUUGAGCCUGCAGGGUCACAUGGAGUAUGGGGACUUGAUGAUUAUCAUUUUCUUCCUUUUCUCUUUGGAGCUGCGCAGUUGACGGGACACGAGCAUAUGCGUCCGAAAUCGAUCCACAAUGCCGAGUUGGUUGAGAUGUACCGAGACAAGUAUAUGUAUUUUGAGUGUAUUGAUUUCAUCAAUAGGGUGACGAAGAUGAGUUUGAGGUGGCAUUCACCGAUGUUGGAUGAUAUAUCAGGGGCCAAGAGUUGGCAGAAGAUAAAGGAGGGGAUGGUGAAGAUGUAUAGGAAAGAGGUGUUGGAGAAGCUUCCAAUCAUGCAGCACUUUAUCUUUGGCCAAUUGAUAAAAGAGGAGAGGAAGAACAGAGAUAAUAAGGAUGAGGAUAAGAAGGAUGAGGAUAAGAAGGAUGAGGAUAAGAAGGUUGAUCAGGAUAGCAAACAGAGUGUAGCUCAUCUUCCUCAUCUUCCUUCUCAUGUACAUACAUGGGGAGACUGUUGUGGAAUCCGAAUUCCCAGCGUACUAGCACAGAGUAACACGGAAAGCACAGCAAAGUAA